GUGAUAUAUCGUGCUUCCGUUGGUUGGAACAUGGCGGAUGGCUACUUGGGAAUGCCGUCGUGAAUAUCGGAAUUGUUGUUCAGAUUUUGUUUAAAGUCUCAAGUUGCUAAUAGUGACAAUACCUGUGUUUCAAAGACAAUACGUGCAUGUGCUUUGACCUGAUCAACUGCAUUAAUUUCCUGGCGUUUCAUAACUGGAAAAUAUGGUAAUAAUCUUCAUGUGACCGGGCAAAUAGAAUCAAACAUGGCGUCUGCCUUGAACGAGGAAAGCGUACAGAAGAAAUUGCAGAGUGUUACAAACGCCCAAGACAGCAUACAAAGCCUGUCUCUCUGGAUCAUACACCACAAGACACACCACAAAGAAAUUGUGCGUUUGUGGUUGAACGUAUUUAAAAAAGCUAAAGCUGCCCAUCGCCUGACUCUGUUUUACUUGUGCAAUGAUGUUGUACAAAACUGUAAGAGGAAGAAUGCCAUUGUGUAUCGGGAGAGCUUCAAGGAUGUCAUCAGAGCAGCUGCUAUAUUUGCUAGAGAUAAAAUGAUCAAGGGGAAGGUGGAGAGGAUCUUCAACAUCUGGAAGGAACGCAGUGUAUUUGAUGGGAAGUACAUCUCUAGUCUACACAGCAUCAUGGGCACCGAGUCAGCAUCCCAUUCCUCAAAGCGCAAGACAUCUUCCAAGCAAGCGUCACUUGCAGUUGCUGCAGCCUCAGUGACCCCAGCUGCCACUGUCUCCACGCCUCCUGUGGCACCUAAACCUGCCAUCCCGCAGGUGGACCCCAAACUCAUUGCUGAUUUCAAGCCGUCAGUCCUCCUGGAUAGGAUGAGGACUUUCAACCUUCUGGAGCAGGAAGUUGUUCUCAGGCACAGACAGAUGGCCCAUCUCAAACUGGAUGUGUCCAGCCAGGAGGCUGUUAAGCAGCUCAAAGACAAGACGCAUGGGAAGGAGUUCUCCCAUCAGUUCGAGGACUCGUGUGUGAAGCUGGAGGAGUACCUGGAGAAGCUGGACACACAGAAUCUAAACAGGAAGGCCCUCCUGGAACUCAUGGAGACAGCGCAACUCUUCUAUGAUGAGCAAUACAGAGAGGCCAAGAUUGUUGCCAAUGCAUACAAGAAUUUUGGUACACGCAUUACCAACAUGAGUAAGCGGGUUAGUGACCUGAAGAAAAGCCUGCCAUACACGAUCAGCCCUGUUCCUUCACCUGCUCUUGAUGCCCCCUCCCCCGGCCAGACUCCCAGAGAGGACGACAACACGGAGGCAGUGGACAUGGAUCUGUCCGAGGAUGAUGCAGCUUCGGCAGUGGGGAUACAUGCUCACACUACAACUACAAAGUCCAUCUUAAAACCUAUUGCAAGUGUAACAGAGAUUACAGUGAAAGGUGGGGAUUCCCCCCCAGGCACACCAGAACACCAACCCGUCAUGGCUGUGUAUCAGCCUCCCAGUAAGAAGGCAAUGGGUGAUGGCCUUGACAAAAGACUAGCCAACCUAAUUCCCAGUCUGCCAAUGUCCCACAACUCGAAGAAGAAUCUGCCUGAAUCACAAGACGUGUUCUCCCAUGCAGCUUUUGCUGGGACCAAUAAGACCCUAACACCCCAUAACAUUCAGUCAUUCAGUGCCAAGAAUGUGUUUAGUGGAGGCAGUGAGGGGGGCUCCACCCCUCUGAGUGAUGAACGCUGCUCCACACCGGUGCAAGAUGAGGUGCCCGAGGUGGAGCCUGAAGAUGAGCAGGACAGCCUGCUGGAGCAAGUGAAGGAGGCCGCCAACCCUAUAGACAUUCUCACUAAACUCAUCAGUAAAACACAGAAGAGUGCUCCUUCUGCAUCAGAGUCAAAUUUCCUGCAAAGUUUGUCACUGCUUACUAGCACUGUCAAGUCACAUGUUGAGAAAGCAAAGUUAGCGAAAAUGAAAAAGUCUGAAGACAGUUCUGAUGAUGAAGAUGGAAGUCAAGAUGAGUCUGGUUUGCAGCCAAAAUCUUGGGCGGCAUGGAAAGCAAAAUCAAAUCCCCCUGAAGAAACUAGUCGCACCCCUCCCCGGCCUAUCCCUUCCAUUCAGUCCUCAAGACCAGAACAGCAGAUGCCAGGUCUUGUGUCUGAAUCCGAGGAGUCCAUACCAGAUCAAGGAGAUUUGCAGGAAAGUAUCCCCGAUCCUGUUCCACAACAACAAUCAUCAAUGCAAGUUCCACAAGGUCCACCGAUUCAGGUGGCUCAGGCUCCUCUAGGGCAAGGGAUGCAUCCAGGCCCUGUGAGUGCUCCUGGUCAAGUUCUACCCAGCGGCCUACCUCCAGGACCAGUAAUGCCCCCUGGCCAUCCUCCAGGGGCAGUCCGGCUUGGUCAUCCUGGUCCAGGACAGCCACCAACUGCAGCGCUACCAUCAGGACACCUACAGGGACCUCCCCCAGGACAUCAUCAGGGUCCACCUCAAGGACAUCAUCAAGGACAUCCCCAUGCUCCACCACCCGGACUUCCCCAUGGCCCUCCCCAUGGCCAUCCACCAGGACAUCCUCAAGGUCUUCCACCAGAUCAGAGACCUCCUCUAACAUUACCUCCUGGUAUACCCAUGAGUCAGCCUCCAAGACCAAUGCCUGGACAUCCCAUGCAUCCUGGUAUGGGAGGGCAACCUUUAGCCCCUCCAAUUGCUCCCCCGCAUCAAUCAAAUCCCCCUGUGAGUUACAUGCCUCCUCGUUUACACAUCCCUCCUCCACAUUUUUCAUCACCACCUCCCACUUCAGCGUCAUACAAUCCUCUUAUGACACCUCCCCCAGGAUACAUGCUUCAGACAUCUCCUGGUCAGAAAGAAAACUGGCCUUCUUCUGACUCUACUCAAAGCUCUCCUAGUGCUCUUGUGCCACUUGUAGGACCAGACGUUCACCCUAUCAACCAAAGAUCAUCACCAGCAGCUGAGAUGCCAAAUCCACCCUUCAAUUCGCCUCUCCCGAAACCACCUAAAGGUAUAUUGAGAAAUUCACAGGCCCCAGUAUUAAAAGAGGUGUCCCAAGCAUCGGGUCAACUAGCAGACCUCACUUCACCUACUCCUGGCUCGGGUCCUAAGCCCCCAUCAAUACCCCCAUCCCCAUCAGACUCAAGACCACCUCCUCUGCAUGGGCAGUCACAGCUAGUGCUACAACCAGGAGAAGAUCUUAUAGAAUUCACAGAGAAGCUAAAACGAAAAACAGCUGAGUCUCAGCCAGAAGGGCGCCCCAUUCAGCCUGUGUUUAGUCUUAACCCGAGACGGCCAAAUCUAACAACAAUUACUCCCUUCGAAGAAAUGGACACUGACAAUGGUACCGAGACAGAGAACAAGGAGGAAAAUGACACUGAAAACUCAGAAGAAAACAAGUCAAUUCAGUCAAUACAAUCUAUUUCAACACUUGGCAGUGUAGUUCGGCGUGUUGAUCAUUCAGAUCGGGACAAUGGAAGCCACGCAGAAUUGAGGCGGAAGCCUGUGGAACCUUUGCAACAUGGAGGACAUUCAUCACAUUACGAGUCUGAAUAUAGAGAUCCUUACUAUGACCGACACAGGAGUCAGCAACACCACUACCCCCCUCAAGACCCCUACAGAGACCCCUACUCCCGGUAUCCCCCAUACUAUCAUAAUGAUCCUUACGGUCCCUCACCACCUAAAAGACCGUACCCAGAUCCUUAUGAUCGAAGGAGGCCCUAUUACCGGUACUAAUGAGUGGUGAUUUCACUGAGAAGAGGAAUGUGUGGUUUGUGAACGGCAUCUGUAAAGAUGCUGUACAAUGGGCUGAAUGUUUUGUAACCUAGUUACGUCCAGGGUACUCUGAAUGUUUCCAAACUGGCAUGUGUCGUGCAGGACAGCGAAGAAAGGACAGCUGCUGUAAGGGACAUUCUGGGAAAUACUAUUCAUGGCAGCAUUUGAACUGGAAUAUGAGAAUGUGAUUGUGCUGUCAUCUUUCUGCUUGAUAGAAACCUUUUAUUCCUGAAUUCAAAUGAAAUUUGUAUGCAAUUCUUAAUUCUCAAUUUUCCUUGACAUCCACAGAGGAGUCAGGUCUUAUCAAGUGACAAUCUUAGGGCAUGUUGCCUCCAGAUAAUUACAGGUCAGUGUACAAAAAGCCUAUUUCACUAUCAUGUUAUGAAACAUUUGUGACCAUUUAUGUGUUUCUGAUGUUUAGUUAAGUUAAACUGUAUAUCUGUAAGAAAAUGAAGCGUCUUAUUGUAUUGAGAAAGUUGAUUUGUUUUUUGCCUGUGAGAAUUCUUAAAGACCUUUGCUUGAGUUGUCUGUUGAGUUUGCAUCCAAGUUUCCGUAUAAAGUUGUCAAAAUGAGUAUGUAGAUAAUUGUGGGUUCAAGACAUGCAUGAUUGGAAAUAGAGUUAAUUCUGUGACUGUAUGGGUUGUAUCUUGAUCACUGUGAAAAACCUCUCGAAAAGGGCACUUAUUUGGUAUUUAUUAUGUUGACUUUGCAGAAGAAUAUUUUUUGGAAACAAGCAUACUUUUCAAACACACCUACUUUGUACCUGCAUCAUUCCGUGGACAGUCCCAGUAGCGUCAUCGGAAGCUUCUUGUUAACGCUUUUCCUGUCAAUGCUUUUGGGGAUAGUACUCACAUUCUAGGGACUAAUGUUGACUUGGUUACCUUGGUUUCCUGAAGCUUAUAUGUAUCAUGGCUUUGAAAGUGUUGAGAAAUGUUUCCAAAGUGGACUUCGUAGAAAUGAGUGAGAGGUUUCCAAUAACCUAAUACUCUGCAUUAUGUGACAUGAUAUCAUACAUUGGUAUUUCUGUUAUUUAUCUUGAUUGUACUGUCUCUUUGAGAAAGGACAUUUUAAUAUUCCAUGUUUCACUUGUUUUUGUUUGUGAUUUUCACAACACAUUAUUUUCAGUCAUGUCUUGGGUGACUGUUCCAGCAGGCAGGGGUGUCAGGCACACAUUGUUUAGCCCUACAUCAAUGAAUUGUGGUAUAGUGAUUGAUUGUUGGUAGCAAUUUCUCUGUGAAGUUAAAUGCAUUGAAUGGAAACAUCUGCAGUAAUGACCCAUGCGAAUGUGCUAAUGAAUUGUUAAUUGAAAUAAUUGUCUGUGGUCUAAUAGUUUUGUUUUGCUACUGAUAACAGUACACACACACUUCAAAGGAAAUAACGUUUGAUUUAUAAUGAAACCGGCAUAACAUGCAUUGCAGCAUAACAAGAAAUUAUGAUGUACAUUAUUAGUCUUUCAAACAUAUAGGGUCUACGUCUUCAUAGAGUAAUGAUAUACGGACACAAAAUAUAAAGCAUUCAUUUCAUAGUAUCUCUUUAUAUUCCUGUUUAGAGUCAACAUUUUUUUAUUUAAGAAGGAACCCUUUCACUGGAGGUCAUUGAAUGUGCUGGGUUCAUGGUUAUGUUAAUGGUAAGAAAUGUUUUUGUUACUUUGAACACACAUUGUUACUGCCCAGCACACUUCCAUGCCUAUCUGUAUGGAGGGAUUCUGUGUUGCCAACAAUCUUGACACCCCUGAUUAAUUGCUUCAGUUUGCACAGACCAACAGUUCCAGUGUUAAUUCAGUUGUAUGCAUGGCAGAAUGUGAAGAGUGAGAUGUAUUGGGAAGUUGUACAGCUUCUUGUAUAUUUCCAGGCAAAAAUAAAUAAGUCUGAAUUUUUUAA
Haliotis rufescens (red abalone) is the source of this 5585-nucleotide messenger RNA. RefSeq names its product SH3 domain-containing protein C23A1.17-like. Gene Ontology annotation, biological process: mRNA 3'-end processing. Gene Ontology annotation, molecular function: RNA polymerase II complex binding. The transcript is spliced from 10 exons. NCBI's taxonomy places the organism in Eukaryota, Metazoa, Mollusca, Gastropoda, Lepetellida, Haliotidae. The record is from RefSeq and is a predicted model, not a curated record. Bases 244 to 3666 code for a protein of 1140 amino acids. Gene Ontology annotation, cellular component: RNA polymerase II, holoenzyme.